AUGAUGCACCUCUGCCCUGGCUCUCGGCUGCUCUGGUUCCUGUGGUCUCUGGUCCUCCCACAUGGUGUGGACGCUGGUUGUCAUAACGACCGAGACAAAGACAACCUUCUGCGUCUGAACUGCACCGCGAUGGGCUUUACACAAGUGCCCGAGGGAAUCGAACCAACAACCCAGGUUUUUCUUUUUCCUCAAAACCAGUUUUCAGAUUUAUCCUGGACCUCAUUCACAGACUUCAACAAACUGCACGAACUAGACCUCAGUGGGAAUCAGCUCAAAAACGAUGUAGCUGAUGGGUCAGGCACCAUCAUUGAUAAUCUCUGUUCCCCCCGGGGCCUAGACACUGGUGAGGAGGAGGGGCCAGAGGAGGAGGGGGGGGCCGGAGGAGGAGGGGCCAGAGGAGGAGGGGGGGGCCGGAGGAGGAGGGGCCAGAGGAGGAGGGGGGGGCCGGAGGAGGAGGGGCCAGAGGAGGAGGGGCCAGAGGAAAUAGAUGAGCUCUCCCCCAGCCCCUCCCCCCUCCUCCCCCUCCUCGCGGUCCUCCGCCUCGGCUCCAACCGGAUCCGUCUGCUGCAGGACCACAGCUUCUCUGCUGCUCCUGCUCUGAUGGAACUGUACCUGAACCACAACCUCCUCCAGGACCUUGGGAACCAGGCCUUCGCUGGACUCAGCAGACUGGAGAUCCUGGAUCUGUCAAACAACAUCCUCCAGACGCUUCCUCCGCUCAUGAUGCAUCCUCUGGUCGCCAUAGAGACGCUGUAUCUGGAGGGAAACAAGAUCCAGGUGCUGCCUGAUGAUUGGUUCAGCCAGAAGGAGGAGGUGCUGUACCUGUACCUGUCGGCCAAUCCGUGGUCCUGUUCCUGUUCCCAUGGUUACCUGCGGCGGUACCUGGAGGAGUACGAGGGGAACGUGUACGUGAGAGACGGCCCCAUCGUCAGCUUGGACCCUGACAGUGUGAGGAGACGGACGGAAAAGGAUCAAAACGACCAAACAACCAUCGGCCGAAAUCCCGCCCUCCACGUCAUUGACCCCCCCCUCAUCAACCCCCCCCUCAUCAACCCCCCCUUCUUCGACCUACCCCUCUUUGACCCCCCCCUCAUCGACCCUCCCCUCUCCGACAUCACCUGA
Messenger RNA from Knipowitschia caucasica, 1122 nucleotides. NCBI's taxonomy places the organism in Eukaryota, Metazoa, Chordata, Actinopteri, Gobiiformes, Gobiidae. The record is from the annotation of a GenBank genome assembly.